Messenger RNA from Naegleria gruberi, 1755 nucleotides. RefSeq lists its product as uncharacterized. The transcript has a single exon. NCBI's taxonomy places the organism in Eukaryota, Heterolobosea, Eutetramitea, Acrasida, Naegleriidae. The coding region runs from base 1 to 1755 and encodes 584 amino acids. The record is from RefSeq and is a predicted model, not a curated record.
AUGGAUGCAAGAGCUGCUGCAUGUUUGAGUGAUGAUGAGGAUGAGUUUCAAACAUUUACUACCUCAAGACCAACAGAAGAGGAAUACAAUCAAUUGAAUAUCACUGGAAUUUCGGAAGAUUUGUUGAUGAAUAAUAAUGUAAUUUUUGAUACUUCUAACUUGGAUAAGUAUAAUGAGGAUGAGGAAAAUAUGUACACUGCAAGAAGUCACAUGACUCAGGCAACUCCGAGAACAAGUAGAUUGUAUGAAAAGAAGAUUGUUCCUCAACAAGGAGUUCCUUUGAGAGAUCCAAUAGAGCAUCAUCAAAUCAUUUCAAGAGCAUCUGAUUGUAUCAAACAUUUAAAAACAGCUUUAAAUUCACCAAUUAACACCAGUAGUACACAAGAGGAAUCCAAGAAUGCACUCUCAUCACUCAGGAUGAUGGAUGAGCUUGACUAUUCCUCUCAGUAUGAAAUUUACCAAUCUCCUUAUGAACAAAAAUUGAGCAAGGUUUCUCAAUUGAAGGCUAAACUCACAGAGAAAGCAUCUCCAAGGUAUAUGGAACCUAAGAAGCAAAUCACCCCUCCAAAAGAAACGUUCUCUCCUCAACUCAAUAGUAAAUCAGCAAAAUCCUCCCCAAGAUAUUUGGAUUUUAUGAAAUCUCCAAAGCAAGAGAAAACUGCAAGACAAAUAGUUCAAGAGAAGAAGGAUUUGGAACUUUCAAGAAGAAUGCCAUAUGUUAAAACUUCACCAAGCAAGACAAUUACCUCUCCAAGAAAUAUUACCUCCCCUAAAUCAAGAAGCAACUCUUUUAAAUCUGACCCACCCCAUAUACCAGCCCUUCCAAACAAGAACUCAACUGGUAAAAAAACAACUCUCGUUAAAAAGCUAAAAGGAGACAAUUUAUUGCAAGUUAGUGAUAUUAAUGAAAGUUUUGAAGAAGAAAACCUAUUGGAUGAAAGUAUUGAAGAAAGUGCAUUAUACGAUAAUGAUGACGAUAACGAAUUUUCAAACAUUGAAACCACUUUGAACGAGUUAGAUCAUAUAGAUGAAAUUGGAUUGGAAAGUCCACCAGACACAUUAUUUAUUACUUCUGACAAUUUAGAACAGCUCAUAGAAGAAAGGAACAAACAAGAAGAAAAUGACCCACCAACUGAUGUAGAUAUUGUAGAUCAAAGUCAAUCACCUGAAUCGUCAGAAAAUGAUGAAUUCCAUAUUUCAAUUGACGAAGAUGCGGUGUUUAACAAUGAAAACGUCGAAGAGGCCCCAGAGCAUGCUGAUGAGAUAACCAUUGGCAAUGAUGAAAAGCAAAUUGAGAAAUUAGAUGAUAUUUCCUCUGAAACCCAAGUUGAAGAAAGUGAACUACAAGAAACACCCAUUGAAGUAUCUGACCUCUCCACUACUUCAAAUGUUGGAGAUUCAAUGGAAACAGAGAUAGCUGGACACUUCACAACUUCCAAUGUUGAAGAAAUACAAGAAACACCUGUUAAACUAUCUGAGCACUGCACUGAAACUAUAGAAUCAGAGAGUGCAAGUAUCAUUCCUGAAGAUGUUUCCCAAGUCGAAGCGAAAUCAGAAGGGGGAAUCGAAAAUUCUCCAAGUAAGGUAGAUACUGAAUUUGAAACAUCAGACAAAGUAUUAGUAGAUGAAGUGUCCUCAGCCGAAAAUUUUCAAACAGAAGAACCAAUCAUAGGAACAAUCCAAGAAAAACCCCAAAAGCCAAAAAAGAAGAAUAACAAGAACAAAAAGAAUAAGAAUAAGAACAAGAAAAAGUAA